Molecule: messenger RNA, 762 nt
Organism: Truncatella angustata
Lineage: Eukaryota; Fungi; Ascomycota; Sordariomycetes; Amphisphaeriales; Sporocadaceae
Exons: 5
Coding region: 1-762 (253 amino acids)
Source: RefSeq, a predicted model, not a curated record
AUGGCCGACACCACCAACAAGCCGGCGGACGUGGAUAGGGGGCCACAAAUUCUCAUUACCUGUGGAGUGCUGGUCGCUUUGUCGGUGUUGACCGUCUCUCUUCGCACCUGGGUCAGAGUCAAGAUUAUUCGCCAGAUGGGCUCGGACGACUAUUGCAUGCUGGCCGCCACGCUGAUCCUGUUCGUGGAGAUGAUGAUCAUCGUACCCGAGGUAAAUCACGGUGCCGGCCGCCAUUAUCAGUAUAUUCAGCCUCAAAGCAAUAUAGUUAGAGGACUGCAUCUCAACUUCGUCACGCAGCCUCUCUGCUUAAUUGGGCUCUGCUUGACCAAGCUCAGCGUUGGUCUGUUCCUCUUACGUUUGACACCCUCAGCUCGAUACGCGAGGUUCAUAUGGGGUACCAUGAUCUUCACGAUACUCUCUGCAAUAGGAAAUUUUUUGACUGUUUUUUUUCAAUGCCAGCCGCUCGCUUUCACAUGGGAUACAUCCAUCCCAGGGGGCAGCUGUAUUCCAUCUGCGAACUUGAAAUUUGCUGCAUUCUUCAAUUCAGGUGUAUCCGUACUGACAGAUCUCAUCUUUGCGUUACUGCCAGUGCCUAUGUUGUGGCACGUGCAAAUGAACUGGAAGGUCAAAUCGGCCGUUGCUGGAAUUCUCUCCCUAGGAAUAUUUGCGACUGCGGCAGCGCUUGUGAAGAUCACAUUUCUUACGGACUACGGUAAACACGGUGACUUCUUGUUCGACAGUACUGACAUAACCAUAUGGUAA